Polyodon spathula (Mississippi paddlefish) is the source of this 855-nucleotide messenger RNA. RefSeq names its product adenosylhomocysteinase B-like. Gene Ontology annotation, biological process: L-methionine cycle. Bases 16 to 837 code for a protein of 273 amino acids. NCBI's taxonomy places the organism in Eukaryota, Metazoa, Chordata, Actinopteri, Acipenseriformes, Polyodontidae. The record is from RefSeq and is a predicted model, not a curated record. Gene Ontology annotation, molecular function: adenosylhomocysteinase activity. Gene Ontology annotation, cellular component: cytosol. The transcript has 5 exons.
CCACCCCACGCCAGCAUGCCAUUACCCAUUGGCCCUCUGCGCUCGGUGUAUCCAGUCACGGCUGUCAUGUCAGACUAUGCCCACAAUUGCAGCUCGUUCGGUUAUGAAAUAUGGAAAGCAACUCAUGAAUAUGCUAAUAAGACAGUUUACUUAAAGCCGCGGGAGGCUCCACCUUCUUUCCCGUUUGCUAGUACAGAGCUGUUGCGGACGGUCUGGGCGAGUAAUUGCAUUUCAUUCUGUAAAUCCCGCUCACUCAACAUCAGCAUGUCCGAUAAACUGCCUUUCAAAGUCGCUGACAUCAGCAUGGCAGAGUGGGGCCGCAAGGCCGUGGAGAUCGCGGAGAACGAGAUGCCAGGUCUGAUGAAGAUGCGGGAGAUGUACGGGGAGUCGAAGCCCCUGAAGGGAGCACGCAUUGCCGGCUGCCUCCACAUGACCCUCCAGACCGCCGUGCUGAUCGAGACCCUGACAGCCCUGGGGGCUGAGGUUCAGUGGUCCAGCUGCAACAUUUUCUCUACCCAGGAUCAUGCGGCCGCAGCCAUUGCCAAGACUGGCGUUCCUGUGUACGCCUGGAAGGGAGAGACAGACGAGGAGUACAUCUGGUGCAUUGAACAGACCAUCUAUUUCCAGGAUGGGAACCCACUCAACAUGAUCCUGGAUGAUGGAGGGGACCUCACCAACAUGGUGCACAAGAAGUACCCCAAGCUUCUUUCAGGAAUCAAGGGGAUUUCCGAAGAGACCACCACAGGAGUUCACAACCUGUACAAGAUGUUGAAAAACGGAGAGCUCAAAAUCCCAGCCAUCAAUGUGAACGAUUCGGUGACAAAGGUACCACAGUAACUCGUGCUUUCAGUACAA